AUGGGAAUCUACGUCGUGUACUUUUUUGAUUACACCAUUGGAGGAAUAUGGUGGCUGGUGAUAGUCAUCCUUUUGCAAAUAUUGGCUGUAUUCAUGGUACGAGGAAGACCUUACAGUGGAGAUACUGUGGUAACAGCGCUUUUUUAUCAAAAUAACCAUCCAUGCUUUUUGUCAUGGGCGCCAGCAUUGCUUUCAUUCACUUGGAACGUUAUUCUACCUGUAGCACUGAUG
Molecule: messenger RNA, 231 nt
Organism: Leptinotarsa decemlineata (Colorado potato beetle)
Lineage: Eukaryota; Metazoa; Arthropoda; Insecta; Coleoptera; Chrysomelidae
Gene: bdg
Product: sodium-dependent transporter bedraggled
Biological process (GO): nitrogen compound transport; sodium ion transmembrane transport; amino acid import across plasma membrane
Cellular component (GO): plasma membrane
Molecular function (GO): L-amino acid transmembrane transporter activity; amino acid:sodium symporter activity
Source: RefSeq, a predicted model, not a curated record